CAGAGGCAUAACCGUAUCGCGUUCUUAAUGAUAGUGCACAAGAUCGUCACUGUGAUGGAGUUGAUGUAUUUGGGAACAAUAUUACGAACUCAAUUUUUUAAAGCACGAGCUGAAACGUGAAACAUUAAAACGAUAAAACAGAGUUAUAUAAGAGCAUACCAAUAGAAUAAAAACAAUAGAGACAAAACCACAAGUAUCAUGGAAGAAAUUUAUGAUAUACGCGCAUUCUAUCAGCAGCGAAGAUUUACAACAUAGACAUUUUUGACUUAUCGAAAAGCACUUCUUGUCAGUAAGCAAUGCUCAUUAUUAGUAAACGAGGAUGACAGAGAAAACCACGUGAACAGCGGAAGUUUGUGUGACGAGUAAUAAUUGAAUACAGUUGUGAGUUCUGAAUUUGAACAGUGUGAAACGUGGAAGACACGUACUUAUUUUUUCAGUAUCGUAAUCAUUUUAAAGGAAUGUGUAUAAAAAUAUUUAGAAAAGUUUCGUCCAGCAUGCGUAACACUUAUUGCGUAACGAAAGUUUUAUUUCAAUAUUUAGAAGUACCCUUAAGUGUUAACAUUAGAAUCAGUUCUGUAAUGCAUGAGGCGAUUGUACCAAACAGGACUUCCGCUACUAAAGUGGGUAUACAGACUGAUAUUAGGCAGACUGCAGUCGCAAGAGAUGCGUAUUCUGGCACGAAGAAAAGUACAUCAAGUGUGAAUCAUAAAUUAGAGGGUUCUAAGGAGAAGUUUUCGAAAGAUGUUCUGGAGUACUUGAAUUCUAAAGAUUAUCUCAAGUCCGUUUUGUAUUGUUUACCCCAGAAGCUUCUGAAACGCAAAAGAAGUAAUCCAGAUGCUCUGUAUACUGUAGAUCGAGAUGUUGCCAAAAAACUAGUUGAUGUGAUUGCACUGGAUGUUGUGAAGGGAGGAGCUCCAGUGUUUGAAGUAAAUCCAGGCCUUGGAUUUAUAUCUAGGGAACUGCUUGCUGCAGGUGUUCAAAGACUGUGGCUCUCUGAAUCUUCAUUAGCAUUUUCUCAACAAUUGAAGGAUUUGAAAACUGAAUUCACAGAAAAAAUUGAAAUUGUAAAUAAGGACUUGUUUACAUUGCCAAAACUGGCUUUCCAAGAUAAUCAGGAUGGUGGUUCACGGGUCCGCAGCCUCUUUCGUGGAGUACCCAAAUCAGAGUGGAAGGAUGAUCCUGUAAUGAAAAUUGUUGGUGUGUUACCUUCCCUGUCAUUCAUCAAGUACAUAAUUCAGAGCCAUGUUUUUCAGCAUGGAGUUAUGGCACUUGGCAGGCCAGAGUUUUAUUUUGUUAUGACCCCAGCUCAUUAUUUUUGUUUGACCUGUCAACCUGGAGAUGGCUACUUCUUCUAUAGAUCAACUAGUGUACUUUUCCAAUUGAUAUUUGAGUGGUGUUUACUCGAAAAGCUUCCACGUACUGGAUUUUUACCUUGGGAAAUGAAACGUGGUACCAAAAGGUGGUCUAAAGUGGCAAAGGUGCAUAAUAUUGAUCCAGGGACUAUGUACCUUGUGAAAAUAGUUCCACGGAAAAAUUUCUUCCAAACAGUUGUUUCAGCAGACCAGCUUCAACCCUUGUGGUUUUUUGUUCGACAUAAUUUGAUAAGUCGAAAGAACAGAGUCAUACCUCAGCUAGAAAUAUAUUCUUUGGACAGGAAAUGGAUUCCUGGCUGCGGUUCUCGGUUUAUUGUGGAUGGGAUGACUAUCUUCACACAGUUUGGUGAUCUGACUCCACAGGAAAUACUGACAGUGUUCCACAAGUUCAUUAGCUGGCCAGAAUAUGGUGUAUGUCCAUUCCAUGCUGUAAUGGAAACCACCUUUAUGAGGAUGGAGUCAGGUAUUGAUAGUACUGGAAAGGAUUCCGAUGAUGAGAUUGAGGAAGAUGAAGAAUCAUAGGUCAUCUGAGAAGGAAGAUACAUCAAACCUUAUGCUUCUAAGGAAUGUAGCCAUGCUUGUUAUUUGUUAAGUUCCUUUAGAUAUGGUACAUGUUGACUUUCUGGCCUCUGCCCAUUUAAGCAAAUGUGUACAGUACACAUAUGACUGGGGGUGGGGGAGGCGCAGGGUUUAUCACUGAUAAAGUGAUCAUGCAGGUGAUGGUCAACAGAGGGAAUAUACAGCUUGAUGUGGACUCUGAACCAUGGUGGGAGAGCUGGUAAUCUUCCCUGUGUCAUUGUGUUAUUAAAUAUUUUGCUUACCUAUGAAUAUGUAAAAUAAUAACAUGAGCGUUCACUUAUAUAUCUUUUUCUCCUGAUUCCGUACAGAAUGUGACCAUUGCACGGUGUCUUAAAAGAAUGAGCAAAAAUAAUAAACUGAAUAACGAAUUAGUACACAUUUUGUUUUCAAGGAAGUAGUUAAAACUCAUUUCUUUCACAUCAAGGUUCAGACAAGAUACUAAUGUCUAGUUAGAUGACAUAUCCUUUUUCAUGGUAUUCCUUGGUCUGGACAGUAAAAUGAUGGGACACUAGUAUCCUUAAAAGGAGUCACUGGCUUCUGUUAGGUUUGGCAAUUAAAAAAUCAGACCGAAGUUUCUGUGUAGCAAGAAGCAACGUGAGUUAGGUGGUGUGUGAGUACAUGAUUCAGCAUUUCUUUUUGCCACUGAGUUUGAUGUGGUUUUUUGGUUUCAGUAAUUGUUUUUUAACAUUGAACACAUUAUUAUACAAGGAUGCAAAUUGAAUGAAACCAUUAAUAACAGAAAGUGUAAUGUAACACUCAGUGUAACACUUGUGCAACCUCUUACAUAACCGCUGAUAACUCGAGACCUGUGGCUUAUUUUAUAUUAAAAGUUAUAUGUAAAUGAAAGAAUAAAGACUGAUCUGU
Molecule: messenger RNA, 2816 nt
Organism: Cryptotermes secundus
Lineage: Eukaryota; Metazoa; Arthropoda; Insecta; Blattodea; Kalotermitidae
Gene: mtTFB2
Product: dimethyladenosine transferase 2, mitochondrial
Exons: 7
Coding region: 459-1895 (478 amino acids)
Biological process (GO): rRNA methylation; transcription initiation at mitochondrial promoter
Cellular component (GO): mitochondrial matrix
Molecular function (GO): mitochondrial transcription factor activity; rRNA (adenine-N6,N6-)-dimethyltransferase activity
Source: RefSeq, a predicted model, not a curated record